CGCUAACGUACACAAACACACAGAAGUCUGCUUUGGAUGAACUGCUCAUAAUCGUUUGACAGCUGAGAUGGGUGUUGGUCCGGCUGUUGUCGCUUUGCUCGUUGCUCUGAUGCAAGGUGUCUUUUGUAAAACCUGGGAUCUGACGCUGCCCCGAACAAUUGUGGCCAUCAGUGGCUCCUGUGUCACCAUCCCAUGUCACUUCGAGGUCCCCAACAGUGAAGAAAGAAAUGUCCUAAACUGCACCAAUAAGGGUGUUUGGAAGAAAGGAAGCAUUUCCGGUCCUUCCGUCUUCACUGCACGCACCAUAAAGGGGAAUGUAAUCGGGGACUUAACGAAGAAGAACUGCACUACAGCGUUCCACAGCUUCCUGGAGGACCACAGCGACGACUACUUCUACAGGCUGGAGUGCACAGAAAGCCUCAGGUUCUCUUUCAGCAACGGAGUCCGCAUUACUGCCCGGUCAGCCCCGGAUGCUCCCACGCUGACCUCUGAGCGUCUGGUGUCAGAGGGAGCCCUGAUGAAGCUGCAAUGUACAGUCCCAGUUCCCUGCUCCUUCCUGCCCCCCUCCAUCACCUGGUUCCCCCGGGACAACUCCUGGGAGGAGCUGACACAAAUGCAGCAGAGUGCAGACGAACAGAUGAUCAUGAAGUCCACACUGUCCUUCUUCGCCUCAGCCGAACAUCACGACCAGCGCGUCGCCUGUUCUGUCUCCUACCCGCUGACAGAAGGGGGCAGCACCGAGCCGUCCACGGCGACUCAGAGACUCAAAGUCCAGUACGGUCCCAGAUUCACCGUGGCGACACUCAGCACGUCUGGUCCUGUGUCGGAGGGUCGCACUGUGACGAUUACAUGUUCAAGUGAUGCCAACCCCCCCGUGAGCUUCUACACCUGGUACAGAGCCGACAAUGGACAGUUGACUAAGAGGGGUGAAGGACAAAUUCUGGUCCUGAAGGUCGAUCAGGGGGACAGCGGGGCGUAUCUGUGUGAAGCUCUGUCCAAGAGGGGCUCUCAGAGGUCCGGACCGGUGACUCUGGAGGUCAACGCCACGACAGGCAGCAGCAGUUCAGCUGCAGCGGUUCUCUACAGCACAUGUGCAGUGAUGCUGGUCCUCUACAUCCUCACUGUUGUUGUGAGUGUGUGCAAGUAUCAAAGUCUUUCCAGGAGGCUGAAGCAGAUUGAGGCGAAGGGGGAAAACACGUACGCUGAUCUGAGGAUCUGCAGUGUUGCCUCUGACUAUGACCAGCUCCAGCCUCAGCAGCCUAAGACGAUGCCCCCUCCUGAUGUCCCCAACUAUGAAAACCUGCAAAAAUUUCAAAAACCAGCAGCAGCUGAAGUGGACCUGAAGCAAUGAGCUGCAGUUUUCAUUAAAGUGGCUUAAAAUGUAUGUCAAAGCUUUAAAAUUAACUAGAUUUUACGUCUGGCAACGUCAAAUGAAGGCUGUGUCAUGUUUAUGUUUAGUUAUUUUUUCAUAUAAUGCACAUUUCCUGUUACUCAUCACAUGUUAGAAAAAUAUAUUAUCCAGAAACUGGAAUUUAUGAUAAAGUGUGAAUAAGCUGCUUUACUUUCUGCUGUAUCGAGUCUCUGCCAAUGAGUUCAAGAUCUAAGAGAGAAAUAAAGACU
Molecule: messenger RNA, 1620 nt
Organism: Chelmon rostratus (copperband butterflyfish)
Lineage: Eukaryota; Metazoa; Chordata; Actinopteri; Chaetodontiformes; Chaetodontidae
Product: myelin-associated glycoprotein
Exons: 12
Coding region: 68-1351 (427 amino acids)
Source: RefSeq, a predicted model, not a curated record